CCUGACCUGACUCAAGUUCAGUUUAUGCAUGCUUUUCUGUCGGAGUCAGUUUCUCAUCUUUCAUGGCUGGAAUUCGUCCGAAGAGGCUUGAGAAUGAGAAUUGGAAGAGUUGAUUUCUUCUGUAUCCAGCACGUGAAUAUCUCGACGUUAACAGGUCGGCAGGUGACAGACUUAUGAUCUGUGGUGGUGACUGAAUGAUACUGACUUACGAAAGGAACAUACGACUUCUCUACCAUGUUCUCUGUGCCUUCUCCAGACCAAAGGUCACAGGACAGUCCUGAGGUCACUGCUCUAAGUGCUGAAUGGUCUGUGGAAAUCAAAUUGACACAUGUUGACUGCAACCCCGCAGACAUUUUGGUGCACUUCCAGGUUGCCCCAGAGAGCAAAACAGAGGCAACUCCUGAUGUUGUUGCACAGACAAGUAAAGUGCACGAUCACAGCAUGAUCAUUCCUUUACGGUGCACAAAUGAGACGAAGAUUAUACCAAGCAAUAUUUCAAAGGAAGACUUUGAAGUAGGUGCAGUGUUUGAAGGUUAUGUGGAACAUGUUCUCAGCCCUGGUAACUUCUGGAUAAGAACUGCAAAGCGAAAUCAAGACUUUGAAAACCUGAUGAACACAUUGGCUGAUUAUAUCAGUACAUUACAACAGGAAGAGGACCUUCUUGAAAAUCCAGUGCCUGGCACACUUUGCUUAGCAAUGUAUGAGAAGGAUCUACACUAUUACCGUGCCAUAGUCACUGACAUUCUGGAAAAUGGAUCUGAAGUAUUUUUUGCAGACUUUGGCAAUACUGAAAAGGUGCCAAGUUGGCUUAUUAAAACUCUACCUGAGAGUUUCACCACUGAACCAGAAUUUGUUUUGAGCUGUGCUUUGGCUCAUGUGCUUCCAGUGGAAGAUGUUUGGACUGAUAAUGCAACAAAAUACUUCAGGCGUACAGUGUCAAACAAAGCCCUUGAAAUACAUGUCAUCCACAAAACAAAUGAUCGAUAUCUUGUGGACUUGCAUGAGAUCGGCACACUGAACAAAGACAGCGUGGGACUCCGCAUGACAAAAGAAAACAUAGCACUGUAUUGGAAAUACACACCAACAACUGUGUCGUCCUCUUCUGUGGGAGAAGAUUUGAAAAAGUAUAAGACAAAAGCCCUGAAGCCAAAAGGUCUGAAUAAAAAAAUUGGAGAAAGAACACCGGGAAAAGUCACAGAGAAAGUCAUUGAAAAAGAAUGCACAAUUAAGGGAAAGGCACAGAAUCAAAACCCUUGCAUUCCAAACCAUGACAAAUUGAAGAUGCAGAGAUUCAAGCCUGGGGAGGAAUUAACUGUGCGGUGUUGCAAUCUUGCUUCCCCUUCAGAUUUUUGGUGCCAGCGUGAGAGCCAGAUUAGCAAUUUGACCAAACUGAUGGAAGAGAUGCAGGUGUUUUACCAGACACAUGAGAUGCCAUUGAUGCCAGGUGAAGUCCUUUGUGCAGUGAAGCUUGUAGAGGAUGGCAAGUGGUACAGGGGCUGCCUACUUUCAAGAAAACUGAUUCAGUGUCAAGUGGCCCUGGUGGAUUAUGGACUUGUCAUACAAGAGCAGAUGACCAACCUUCAGACACUUCCUCCAGAAUUCAAUCAGCUGGAAGGGCAGUCAUUCAGAUGUAGCCUGUACAAUUUGAUUGAACCUACAGAUGGAAAAUCAUGGAGCAAUGAAGCAAGCCAGUCACUCAAAGAGUUUGUUUUUGAGAAGUCUGUGAGUUUGAGGUGUACCAUUCAUGCUGAGCUAUAUGUGAAGAAUAUAGGCUUGUGCAAUGUUGUUGACCUUCACACAACUUCAGAACAAGCAACAACAUUUCUUGUGAAGCAAGGUCUUGCAGUGAAGGUCCAGCCACUGAAACCUCUUAUCCCAACAGCUUACCCAGUUUCCUUUAUGUACUCUUCCUUUGGCCUCACACAUGGAAGCAAAGAGGAAAUCUAUGUAACUCAUGUGGCAAGUCCAUGGGAAAUGUAUUGCCAGCUGGGCAGAAAUUCGGAGGCUAUCGAAGAUCUCAUGGAAAAAGUUGCAAAAGAGAGUGGCAAAACACUGUGUUCUAAUUCUGCUGUCAAACCAGGAAGCCUUUGUCUUGCAAAAUACUCUGAAGAUGGGAAAUGGUACCGAGGGAUCAGUAAGCCUGUCCUGUCCUGUAAUGAACUUCUAAAUGUGUUUUUUGUUGAUUAUGGAAACAAGCAGAUACUUGAGAAAAGCAAUGUUAAGCCUCUGCAGCACAGCAAAGGAGAUGUGUUAAUGGCUCCUAUGCAAGCCUUGAAGUGUAGCCUUGUCAAUGUUCCCAAAGGUGAAAUCCUAGCAGAGGUGAAUACUUGGCUAGAGAACAUGAGUUUAAAUAAGCCAUGUCAAGCUACAUUCAUGGGCAAAGACUGUGAUGGAACGUUCAGUGUUGACUUGUUUGAUGGUGACACCCACAUCAAUAAAGAAAUCAGAGCGGUCAUUGCUGCCCAUGAAGAAAGAGAGAAGGGUUCUGUCACUAAUAAUGCAAAUACUGAAAGAGUGCCACCUCGUGAGAACCAUACAGCUGUCAAAGCAGUACAUAAUCCUGGGCACGACAAAAGGUCACCUGACAAGCCAGAGCGCAGAAAGGUCUUCAAGAGUGAUUAUGAUAAGUCCUGCAAACGCCCAGAAGGUAGAAGUCCAACAAAGAGGAUGGAGGGUCCAACAAGUCCAACAAGUCCAACAACCCACAGAAAACAGCCAGAAAACAAAACAACUGGAAGUAAAAAACAGGACCUUGAACAGUUCCUCCAAAGUCAAGACUCUGACAUGGGGCUUCCAAAACUUGACUCUCUACCUGAAAUCAGGGUGAGGUGUGGUUUUAAGGGUGUUGGGUUUGCUUCUCAUGUGAAUUCAAUUAACAAUUUCUUUAUCCAAAUGCAAGAGGAUGAAGCAAACAUACUUAAAAUGGGCGAGGAUCUCAAUUGCUCGUCAUUUAAAGAGAAGGCUGAAAAUGUCAAAUCCAAACUACACAAUGGUGAUCUUCUUGCUGCUGAAUUUGAAGAAGAUGGUGCUCUUUACCGUGCAGUUGUGACUGAUGCCUCAAAGAAGGGACAUUAUGCCAUUGAGUUCAUUGACUAUGGAAAUGUAGCUACUGUUGAACAGAGCAAAGUUUAUAGACUAAGCAGUGAGUUUCUGUCUCUGCCCAGGCUAUGCAUACCAUGCUCUCUUGUUAAGACACAUUCACUUGUGAAUCAUCCCUCCUUUGGAUCUGUGCUAAAGGACAAACCUUUGGAGGUGGAAUUUAUCAGACAGACUGGGACACUUUGGGAAGUUACAAUGGAUCUGAAAGAAUUCAAGCAAUCGGAGCAUGAUGCUGAAACGGCAAAAGAAGUGACCCAAGCCUCAAAUGAAAGCUCCAAUCCUUGCGAAUCUGAAAGUGGAAAUAAAGAUGAGGAACACACUGAAACAGAGUUCAUAGACCCCAAUGACGGUAUGGUGGUCCAAGAGAAGAGUCCGUUGAAACGGCAACCUUAUUCAGGACGGAUCAGACGCAUGAGCACCACUUAUGUCAAACGACAUGGAUAUGUGGUCAUGCAAAGAAAAACAAAGAAGCAACACCAGAAAUUACAAACCAAGGUGUACACCAAUCCCACUGCUUUGCAAGUUAAUCCUCCUGAUUUGGUGACCUCAAUGAGUCUUGGGACACAUUUUCCUGAGAGAGCCCCCUCCAUCUUAGAUAUUGUUCCCAAUAAAAAAGAGUUCUCUUCUAUCCCACCUGCAAAGAACACAGCAGAAAUUCCACAGCCGAUUGCCAGAGAGGGACAGACUGAGGAAGGAAAUAUCCUGACUAUUUUGGAGAAUGGAGAGCUUUACAUCCGACUUAAGAGUAGCGUUGCACCACUUGUUGCCCUUGAAAAUCUAAUUGAUGAAAGUGAGUCAGAAUGCCACUUUGUCUCAGUGAAAGAUGUGGUUGAAGGUCUAAAGUGCUUGGCUAAAUCCCGCAGAAAUGAUCAGUGGUGUCGAGCAGUUGUGCGUCAAGUUUGGAUUGAACAGAAAAGAUGUACAGUUCAGUUCCUCGAUUAUGGCAGUACAGAGGAGACAUCAGUGGGAUGUAUCAAACAUCUUCGUGAUGAUGUUGGUCGGAUGCCAGAACAAGCAAUCCAUUGUAAAUGGAAUGGAUGUGGUGCACCCAUCACAGUGUUAAAAGAAAUUCUCAGCCCAUUAGUUGGUCAAACUAUCAAAUUACUGUUUGUAUCCUACUCAGAAGCCCUUGAGCUUUGGAAUGUUGAGAUCUUCAUGAAUGAGCUUCUAAUUCAGCAACAAAGAGCACCAUAUGAUCAUGGUGAAAAGAAAAGAUCACCCGAGUCCACAUCUCAUAUACAUCUCACACAGACAAAAGAGUCUGCAACUGAAGAAGAAAAUCGGCCCCGAACACUGUUCAUGGAUCCUGUUACAAUAGGGCAAGAGUACUCGGGUUUUGUGGCUGCUGUAACCAACCCAGGAGAAUUUUACAUUGCUCUUGAGGAUCAAGACCACAACGUGAUUACAACUGCUGUGUCAGACACAUUACAGAGCUUACCAGAUCUUCUAAGCACACUACCCGAUUCACACCUCAUUCCUGGAGCUGCCUGCCUGAUCAGGCAUAAAGAUACAAAGAAAUGGUGCCGGGCAGAGAUACUUCAUGUUGACAGUGCAUCCGUGGUGAUUAAUCUUGUAGAUUAUGGAGUUUGUACACACAUUCUACGAGAAAACCGAGACAAACUGAAAAUUCUGCCUGCUCAAUUGGCCAGGCUGCCAAAAGUAAUCUAUCCAUGUUUACUGCGAGGAAUCAAGCCAGCUGAUGAUGGGCAGUGGUCAGAUCGUGCUGUUAUCUUUUUCCAAGAAUUUAUAUGUCAUAGAAAUCUGAAGAUUUUCUUCAGACAGUGCAUCUCAGAGAUACAGUGGGAAGUAGAUAUUCUGACGGAUGGAGUCUGUCUUGCCAAAGCACUUGUUGAUGCUGACCAUGCCUUGUACAUUGACCUUAUGCUCGGUCUUAGAUUUGAACAAGAGCACUCUCAGAAUCUCAGAAGUUCUCCUGAAAGACAAGUCACAAGUCAUUUGGCUGACACUCCUGACUCUGUACAAACAAUUAUGGGUACCAACGAUGAGCUUACAGUAGAGAUACCUGAAUUGACGCCUGAGAGAGCAGACCUGUUAGCUGAUCAGAAAGAGAUGGAGGGGAAUGCACUCGCUCUCCGGGGAUCUGGACGAAAUGGAAGCAUCUCCAACAGUACAAAGGAAUCAACUGAAACAAACACUGGUGUCAAACAAUGUCUUCUGCAAUGAAGAAUAUCCAUGUGAAGGUACCAUGGGUUUCAGACAUGUAAACAACUACACAAAAUGUAACAAAAGUUGCCGGUAUAGAUCUGAUGUACCUAUUAUUAUUUUAAUCACUCCUAGGCAUAUCACUAAUGAUUAACAAUCAUUUUAGUUAACUUAAAUGGUAGUCAUCUGAGAUGAAUCAUUUUGCAGAGCAAUACAAUUUAGACUUGGGUAUUGUAAGUAAUACGAUACUUUGACAUAUGUGUAUAUCUUGAAAACAGUUUGCUUUUAUAGACAGUUUGCUUUUAUUUCACCAUGUUGAGUCCUACUUUAUACAUUUUUUUAAUGAUGGGACCAGCAAAUUAAGAUCACAUCUUUUCCAUAUUUCAUGCGAGAUAGCAUUGUCCUCUGGUUUUAGUUUUAUAUACAAUAUUAUGAUUAUUAUCAUUAUUAUUAUGAUUAUUAUUUUAAAGCACAACUCAUUUUGUUACUGAAAUGUGGCAUUUUUGUUGGAAUGUAAUGAUUUAAGUUUAUCUUGUGGGCAUGUUCUUGAGCUUGUUCAGUUUGAAACAUUUACUUAUCCGUGAAAUAUAUAAUCGUUGGACAGUUGCCAUUAAAUGUUCAUUAAAAUCAAGUCUGUAAAAGUG
This is a messenger RNA of Sardina pilchardus (European sardine), 5906 nucleotides long. RefSeq names its product tudor domain containing 15 (gene tdrd15). Bases 235 to 5283 code for a protein of 1682 amino acids. The record is from RefSeq and is a predicted model, not a curated record. The transcript has 7 exons. NCBI's taxonomy places the organism in Eukaryota, Metazoa, Chordata, Actinopteri, Clupeiformes, Clupeidae.